UUUUUUAGCCGAACAACAUUGCAUUAUUCUUAUCAUUCGUCGUCGUCAAUCGUCAGCUGAAAAUAAUUUUGUGGAUGCGUAUUUUGUGUUUAUUUAUAAAUCAGUCAAGGAACGCUAAACAAAAUGGCAACGGGAGUAAAACCUCGUGAUGAUGAAACUCGACUUACCAGAGAAGAUUUAGAGACCAUACAAGACGCUAUGAAGACUAAGAAAUUUCGAGAUCUUUUAGCGGAGUACUGCGAAGAAAUACGUGACCCGGCUAACCAAGAACUUUAUCAAAAAGAAAUGACCCAACUUGAGAAGGAACGAGGCUACGAUGUAAAGUUCCUCAAUCCGAAGGGAGGUUAUGUUAUCAAAACAAGUGUCGCCGGCGAUAGGAAAGCCUUCAUUAAUAUUUGUAGCAAUGAUAACGUCGGCAAACCGACAUACAAGGUGGAAGUAGUUGAUGGCAAGAGAGGCAUGAACUGGCAAAUACCAUACUCAAUAAUACCACCGCGUGAGGAUUACGACCAAAACAAACAACGUUGCAUCAUUUACGACGUAAUUUUCCAUCCGGACACUCUCCGCAUGGCUGAGGUUAACAAACAGUUCCGGGACUUGGUCAACAAAACCGCCUUUGAUGCGUUGGUAAAAACUUAUAACAUUCACCUUGACAGUAACAACUGCCGGUUUCCCAAAUCGCAAUACAAAGGCAUGAGUACUGCUGCUGUGAUCAGGAAAGAAGACCCCAACUAUCAACCUCCAGGAGAGGAAGAAAUGGCAAGCCUUACACCCGAAAUGAUUGAAAAACUUUAUCCUCAAAGGAAUUAUUCACAAAACGAAACUGAGCCUGAGCCCCCAAAAGAAACAUCAAAACCAGUUGUUAGGAAAGCAAGGAAAAAUACAGAGUUUGCUCAUUCAUCUAAAAAUGGUUAUACGAUUCCAAAGUAUGUCAUCAAGCAACAGAAAAAUGUAGAUCUUCAAGACUUCACCUUUGAGAAGGAUUGUAAACAGUACAGUGCUAUUCCUAGCCAGAUAGUUGUGGAAGUGUACCUCCCACUCCUGUCGUCUACUAAAGACUGUACCUUGGAUGUUCAAGAGAAACAUUUACACUUGGCAUCAGAAAAACCUGCUAAAUAUAAACUUGAUAUCACACUGCCUUAUUCCGUUAAUGAUGAAUGUGGGACUGCCAAGUUUGAUAAAACCAAACACAUGUUAAUAGUGACUUUACCAGUGAUAAAAAAGAACUUUACCAGUAAUAAUGAAAACUCUCUCAAAGUAGACAGUGGUGUUGAAAGUGAAGAAAAUUCAGGUUCUCAAAGUGAUGAAGAUAAUUACAAUUCUAACUCCAACUUAAUUGUAGAGUUGUCAUCAUCGUCUGCUGAAACUGUGGUACCCUCUGAGCCCUGUAACACUAGUACCAGUAACUCUGAAGCAUUUUUAGAUUCCUCAUUUGGUUACAUACUGCCUCCCUACACACACAAUGUAUUGGAUGACAUUGUAGCUUUAACAUUCCAUGUUAAAAACACUGAGCCGGACUCUGUGAAGGUAAAAAAUAAUGGUAAUGAGAUUAUCAUCAAGUUCACCUCUGUUGGUGCUGGCUUUGUACCUGUGCACUAUGCAGCUAUCAUCACAUUUGAUGAGGAUGUUAAGUUUGAUAAUGUAACAGGAGAGGCAUGGGACAACAAUGUCAUAUUACAGUUGGAACUAGCUGGGGCUGUUCCCCACAAAUUCCAUAUUGGCCUAAAUAAGGAUUCCAUGACCUGUGAGAGCUUUGAUGCUACUCAGGUUAAAAAGACAAAGAUAGAAGAAAAGCCUGAAGUUUCUGAAGCUGAGUCAGUUACCCCAGUUGUUGAGGUAACCAAUUGCGGAACUGAGACAAACAUAGUUGUGUCAUCCAGUCACAUAGAGUAUGAUGAAGAUGAUGACUUUGAGUCUCCAACAUCAAUGGAUAAAGAUAUUGUGUUCACGGAGUCCGGCAGCUGUGAGAAUGGUGCCAAAAGCAUACUGCGUAAGCCAAACAUGAUGCGCAGCUAUUCAGAGUCCAGUGCAGGUGACAUUGCCUCUUCUAUGGACUACAUCAGCUCUGAUUGUAUUCCAGAGGAGUCAAGCUUAAAAAAGACUGUUAGGUUUAGUGAUGUCAUUGCAAGACAAUUUUACAGGUACAACUCAUCUAUUGAGGGGCAGAAAAAGAAGAAUCAACGUAAAAAAAGUAAAAAGCGUAGUCAAGACCGGCGGAAGAGCGAGAGUGAAGCUGAAGAUGACAUUACUAACACCUCUCAGAGCUUGAAGCCGAGGUUGAAGUCAGUCUUGAAGCCUCGCCGUGACAGCGGUCUGGCCGACACGUCUGAUGCAGAAUCUGAAUGCAAGAACACUCCCGAUGAAGGCAUCUUUAACCCAACCAACGAUGAUGGCUACAGUGAAAACAAUAACGAGGGUGAAGGAUCCUACGAAAAUGAUUCCGUGUUCAACAUUGUUGGCAAUGGAGAAAACGAACGUAAGUCCGAAGCCGACAUAUGGGAGUCGGAGCCAUCGAAGCCAGCACAAACUAAGCGGGAACCCGUCACCUGCGAUACAAUUCAACACAACACUCAACUCUACGAUCCUGACAAAUUAAACAAAGGCAAAUAUUUAGAAGUUAUGUUCAAAAAUGAUCUCAUAUUUGAUCUAGACAUGUGAGAUUGGCCAUCUCCAGUGAGCUCCUUUAUAAAAGGGCGUGUUUGGAAUGUUUUAAUCCUUACCCUUAGAAAUGUAAUUUAUUAGAGAUCCAGUGAUUUUGUUUGUCUAGAAUUACUUAGCUAGUUUAGUAGUAUUACAUAUUCCUUUAUGAUUUAGAAUACUAUUGAUGUUCCUUCCAUUAUGUAUUUUCAAAUUGGCUAAGUUUAUGACAAUGGUUUGUUUUGUAUUAACAAGUUUAUUCUGAUGUGUUCACACUUUGUCAAUUGAGAUAAUUAUGUUGGAUAGUUUAAAAUUAUAAUUGGUAUACAUUUUAAAAAUUAAUCAGAAAUUAGAAAAUUUAGAAAGUGUUAGAAGAUGUAUGUAGUGAUAUUUUAAAACACAGACAUGUUUGAUAAUAUACUGCUCACGUUAGACAAUAUGAUAAGUAGUCAAUCUGCAUUUCAUGGUACAAAUUAGAUUUACGUCACUAUCGGUUAAGAGAUAGGAAUUGAUUUUAUAACGAGAAUUAAGCCUACCUCUAGCCUAAGCUAGAUAUAAACACUAUUGCACAGCGAAGAUAAUGGUAGAUUGCUAGAUUUACACAAUGCAAAUACCUUUGAACACACGUUAUUCGUGAUUUUAAUUAUGGAAUAAGUGUCCACGGACAUCAUACUCUUUGUUUAGUCUUCACAAUUCAUAACAGAGUUAUAUUUGACGCUUCACACAACUCAGUGCCUUUUGUCUGUACCUAUUGUAAGCAAAAUCACCAGUGAAACGUAUAGGUCGACUGUUGUCAUAAACCAUGCAUUUUGUUUUAUUGAAUAAGAUCCUGGUAUGUAUUGUACAAGCAAUUAUGCAAGUUAUGUUUGAUGUAAACUUUACAAGUUAUUUAACGAUGAAUGAAUUGUGAUUUGAGACUUUAGUUUAAUACAUGAAUUGAUUCAAAA
Helicoverpa zea (corn earworm) is the source of this 3584-nucleotide messenger RNA. It is a transcript of the gene Nop17l, whose product is annotated as protein kintoun. Bases 124 to 2658 code for a protein of 844 amino acids. NCBI's taxonomy places the organism in Eukaryota, Metazoa, Arthropoda, Insecta, Lepidoptera, Noctuidae. Gene Ontology annotation, cellular component: cytoplasm. The record is from RefSeq and is a predicted model, not a curated record. Gene Ontology annotation, biological process: axonemal dynein complex assembly. The transcript has 3 exons.